This is a messenger RNA of Meloidogyne enterolobii, 1248 nucleotides long. The record is from the annotation of a GenBank genome assembly. NCBI's taxonomy places the organism in Eukaryota, Metazoa, Nematoda, Chromadorea, Rhabditida, Meloidogynidae.
AUGGCAAAUGAAAGAUUGAUUGGACUUGGGAAUUUAGACAAAAAUAAUGAUCAAAUACCUUUAUUAAAUGAUCAAACGACAACAGACCUUAAAGGAAUUAUGAUUGAAAAUGGAAAAAUUGAAAGGGAAAUUAAUAAUGAAAAAUUGAUGGGUUUAGUAGAAGUUCGUAGAACAACACAACCAUCUUCAUUUAAUGCUUCAAUUAAAUUAGGUGUACUUAUUUGGUUAACUGUUCAAAAUGCUGUCCAUGCAUUACUUCUUCGAUAUUCUCGAGUUAGGGAUGUUAAAGAAAUGUAUUUUUCGACUGUUGCUGUUUUUUGGACUGAAGUUAUUAAACUUUGUGUUUGUCUUUUGGUUGUUUUUCAUUCAGAAUCUUCCUCUCCAGAGGGAUUUUUAAGCGGUUUUGAAUUAAUUAAAAAACAAGUUUUUGAACAGCCAAAGGAUACUUUAAAAGUUUGCUUGCCAUCAAUGCUUUAUAUUUUACAAAAUAAUUUAUUCUACACUGCUGCUUCUCAUUUAAAUGCUGCUACUUUUAUGAUAAUUUCUCAAUUAAAAAUCUUCUCGGCAGCAAUUUUUUCAAUAAUUUUAUUAAAUCGUUCAUUACUUCGUGCCCAAUGGAUUUCUUUAAUUAUUUUGUUUAUUGGUGUUUGUUUAGUACAAAUGCAACCCGAGGACGAACAAAAACAAAAUACUGAAAGAAAAAAUGUUAUGAGUGAACAAAAUGUUUUGACAGGAUUUAUUGCUGCAAGUAUUGCUUGUGGACUUUCUGGAUUUUCUGGAGUAUUUUUUGAAAAAAUUUUGAAAGGAUCGGCGCCUGUUUCUCUUUGGAUGAGAAACAUUCAAAUGGCUGUUUUUUCAAUUCCUUCAAGCUUUUUGGCUACAAUGAUCCAAGACGGCUCUAAAAUAUCAGAACACGGUUUUAUGUAUGGUUGGGAUAUUGUAGUUUGGACAACAGCUUUUUGGUAUGCCGUUGGUGGACUUUCUGUUGCUGUUUGUUUGAAAUAUGCAGACAAUAUUGCCAAAAAUUUUGCUACUUCUGUUGCAAUUAUUUUGGCAACUCUUGGAUCUAUUCAAUUUUUUGGUUUUAAACCAAGUUUACUUUUUACAUUGGGGGCUACUUUAGUUAUUUUAUCGAUAUUUCUUUAUUCUUCGUCAACACAAAUUCUUCGAUUUUUUGGAAUAUAUUCAACACAAUUAAAUAAUAAAAAGGGAAGAAAAAUACCUCCAGAAAAGGGUUGUCCAGCAUAA